Emericellopsis cladophorae is the source of this 2955-nucleotide messenger RNA. RefSeq lists its product as uncharacterized. Bases 1 to 2955 code for a protein of 984 amino acids. The record is from RefSeq and is a predicted model, not a curated record. Gene Ontology annotation, biological process: positive regulation of transcription by RNA polymerase II. Gene Ontology annotation, molecular function: sequence-specific DNA binding; DNA-binding transcription factor activity, RNA polymerase II-specific; zinc ion binding. The transcript is spliced from 2 exons. Gene Ontology annotation, cellular component: nucleus. NCBI's taxonomy places the organism in Eukaryota, Fungi, Ascomycota, Sordariomycetes, Hypocreales, Bionectriaceae.
AUGAGCACGACACGAGUCGGCCCUGACUCGGCAGCACCAGCCAACAACAACAACAACAACAGCGGCACCACCCCGGCCACCGCCACGAACCAGCGCCGGAGCUGCAUCUUCUGCCGCGCACGCAAGAUUCGCUGCUCGGGCGGCCACGUCUGCAGCGCGUGCCGCGAGCGCCACAUCAACUGCAUCUACGGGCCCGAGUCACGCAAAGGUCGACCACGACGCAACACCAAGCCGUCCUCUGGCGAGCGGGCCGAGGGCGCCACCGCUACACCGCCGCCACAGUCGCAGUCGCAGUCGCAGUCGCAGUCACAGUCGCAGUCGCAGUCACAGUCACAGUCACAAUCGCAGUCACAGCCGGCCGAUGACGGCGUGGAUCCCGUGCCGCCGGCCGCCGGCCGCGCCAAGGCCCCACCCGGACGCGGCGCCGGUAGCUCGCGGGGGGCUCCCACGGCCGCGGGCGGUGGGAGCACGCUGGGCCAGGAUCUAGAGCACAUGUUCCACGGGUACUUUGUCGACCGCCGCGGGUCGCGCUCGAACCUCUUCCAGAACUCGAUUGCGCUGUUCCAGGAGCAGCAGCUGGGCCGUGGCCCCCCCGAGGACGACACCUCCUCCUCUACGCCGGCUGCGCACGCGCACGCCCCACGCUUGACCUACGACGGGCUCCUCUCCUUCCUGGCGCACGACAUGGUUGAGAUGCUGCUCCGAUUCGGCCAGCUGGGCGGCGGCGACGGCGGCGGCGACGAGUUCCUGCCGAGGGGGCAGAACCGCAACUUUUACGUGACCCACCUCGCCUCGGACACGACGCCUACCAUGUUCGACGCAGGCCGCCCGGCGCUCCCGUCCCUGCUGACGACGCUGGGCAAGCACAGUGUCCUCCAGCUGGUGGAUCUGUGGUUCCUCAUGCACCCGCUCUCGCCGCUCCUCUCCAAGACACUGCUCGUCAGCAGCAUCAAGGACGAGACCGUGGAUCCGGCGCUGCUCGCCAUCAUCCUGGCCGACACCAGUGCCGCCGGGCUAGGGCUCCAAGGCCCGGACGCGCUCGCCCAGCUCGCCGCCGACCAGCUGCGCCUGCGCGCCCUGCCUCUCGAGGACGACCAGCGCCUGUCCGUCGCGCAGGCCUUGGCCCUCCUGGGCUGGAGAGAGAUGUGCCGGGGGUGCGUCCGCCGCGCGACGUGCUACCUCGGCUAUACAUGCCGCAUCGUGUCCCGGCUGCACAAGAGCUGGGCGGCCGAGGAGCCGGGACGGUUGGACGGCGUCCGCCUCAACGGCAUCGACGUCCGCGAGGUGGAGCGGGAGAUCCUCUGCAACCUCUACUGGCUGUGCCUGUCGACGACCACGUGGUCGUUUAUGCAGAUCCAGGAUUCCUUCUCCCUCCUGCUGCCCCACGAGAUCCCCGACUUCCCCAGCACAGACGAGUCGCUGUCGCCGACCAUCCGCCUGGACCAGGCGUCCGACAACACAUCCACCAUCCAGGCGCAGGUCCGCAAUAUGCAGUGGCUCUGGGCCCUAACCCACAUCACCAGCACCGUGGCGUACACCUACAGCCUGUUCCUCCACGCCGCCGAGAGCGACGACGACGACGACGACGACCUCCUCCACCACCAACACAAUCGGGCGCCUCGCCCCGGCAUGUCCUCCUGGCAGACGCAGCACAUUCACAAGCUUCACCAUCUGCCCCGGGCCUGCUUUGACUCCGGCGUGCUCUACCGCCAGAUUCGUCGCAUCGUCCUCCAGUCCAUCGAGGACGUCGAGCGCGAGGUCACAGACGUCACGUCUCAGUCUUUCCUCCAGGCCGCCUACCACACCAUCGCCAUCCACAUGCUCUUCUCCCGGCCCCGGCGGUGCGGCGGAGCUACGCGAGUGCUCACGCUGUCGACCGUCCAGGCCUUUAACGAGUCGGCCGCCGCGCUGCGGGCCGUCGCGCAGCGCUACCCUCCCGAGCCGAGCGACCCCGUGUCCCUGCUCGGCCUCAUGGGCGCCGGCAGGGCCGACGGAGCGCGCACGCUCGCCCUCGGUCUGGACAUUUGCAGCCGCGCACUCGCCGAGAUCCAGGCGCAAUUCCACACGUGGUCCACCGAGGGUGACGCCUCCUCUGCGGCACUUUGCCAGCUCGUGGAGCACGCCCGGGCGAUGCACCAGCUGUGCAAGACGGACUACCUCAUGCAGUGCGGCUCGGCCAUCCAGCCCGUCAAGAAGCGCUUGAAGCAGCUCCAUCGAUCGUUGACGGCACUGCCGCUGAGGUCGCCCCCUGCGGCGACCAUGGACGAGGCUGCCUUUGGCGAGCCGACCAUGGCCCCAUUCCCUGCCUCGCCCCAGAGCCAAGAACAGAGCCAGGACCCCGCGUACACGUCCAUCCCGAUGGAUCUGACAGACGACGUGCCCCCUCCGCCUCUGGCAGCACCAACAGCCGGCGCCUCCGCAUGCCUGUUUGAUUGUGGGCGGGAUGCACUGGACACCUCAUUCUACUUCCCUCUCGGGGAUCCGGAUGUAGAUCUCGGGUCCCUCUUCGAGAUGGGCGAAUUUCGUACGUGGCAAGCGAGCGCCCCCUCGAGUGUGCCCCCGAGGAGCAACACCCAAGCCUCCGACGAGGAUGGCCCCUAUCACACCCUGGCCCCUGCUUUCCGUCCUCCCCGAGCCCGAACCGGAGCCAAGCGCUUUCCCAUGGACACCCAACUGACGUCCGACGGUGGCUCGCGCCGAGUGAUCGACGCUGACGCCCGCUGGGAACCACCGCCGCAUGACGCGCAUCUCGCUCCUCGCCAUCAUUGGCCAGCCUGCCCGUCGAGCAGGCAGGGCUCACCCGACGCCCACGGGUCAAACACACCCACGAGCGAAAAGGCCGUGCGGCCAGGCGCCCCAGCGGCGCCGGGACUCUGUCCUUCAUGGAUCUUCGGCUUGCCAUGGCAGGGACAGCCCAUGGAUGCGACUCUCGACGGGGCAGACAACUUAUUCUAG